CCCCACCAAAAAAGUUACACCCUUAACGAUCCGCCAACUGGUACAGCUCAUCUUCGCCGCAAUCCACCGCGACUCCCCCUCGUCGCCUCGUUACUUUUGUCAACAGUAAUCGUGAGAGCUCUCUCAGCGUUCAAUUCGCACCUACAUCCCGUUUCGCGACCUCCCCUAAGCUCUAGUCUCCCCCACCUUCACGAGCUUACGAAGUAAUCGCAUCCCACCAUCUACCACCUACGGCCUUUCGAAUCGCGCGCACCCAGCAUGAGCUACGCCAAGAAGAAGGACGAGGAUGCGGAGCCCGCCAUCUUCAAAGUCGACCGCACAUCUGUCUUUCAAGAGGCCCGAGUCUUCAACACAUCACCGAUCUCUCCCCGCAAAUGCCGAAUCCUCCUGACUAAGAUCGUGUACCUCCGUCACACCGGUGAGAGCUUCCCGAAAGCUGAAGCUACCGAGCUGUUCUUCGGCAUCACCAAAUUGUUCCAGCACCGCGAUGCGAGCUUACGGCAGAUGGUCUACUUGGCAAUCAAGGAGCUGGCGGGCACCGCGGAGGAUGUCAUCAUGGUUACGAGUAGUGUGAUGAAAGACGUUCAAGGUGCUGGUGGACGGGGUAGUGGGGAGCAGGAUAUAUACCGUGCAAAUGCCAUCAGGGCACUUUGCAGGAUUAUCGAUGGCACAACCGUACAAGCUAUUGAGCGACUUCUCAAGACGGCUAUCGUCGACAAAACUCCAUCGGUAUCCUCCGCCGCCCUCGUAUCGUCGUACCACCUCCUCCCCAUCGCCCGCGAUGUCGUCCGCCGAUGGGCAAACGAAACGAACGAGGCUGUCCUGGCCGGUUCAAAGUCUGGGGGAUUUUCCCUCGGCUUCGGUUCAUCCCCAUCUGUGUCCCAGGGUUCGGGAAUGACCCAAUACCACGCGAUCGGACUUCUCUACCAGAUGCGCGCGCACGACCGGAUGGCCUUGGUGAAGAUGGUCCAGCAAUUCUCGACAGGUCAGGUGAAGAACCCUGCGGCAGUUGUCAUGUUGGUUCGGUUAGCCGCGAAGAUCGCCGAGGAUGACCCAGGGUUGAGGAAGGCUAUGUGGGGACUGCUCGACGGGUGGCUGAGGCACAAGGCGGAGAUGGUGAAUUUCGAGGCCGCAAAAGCUAUCUGCGAGAUGAAGGAUGUGACAGAUGCCGAAGUCGCACCUGCCAUUCAUGUUCUGCAACUUUUCCUCACCUCCCCUCGCCCCGUCGCCAAGUUCACCGCGAUCCGUAUCCUUCACAAGUUCGCCUCGAUCCGCCCAUCCGCCGUCAAUGUUUGCAAUAUGGACAUCGAGACCCUCAUCUCCAACUCGAAUCGGUCGAUCGCCACAUUCGCCAUCACAACGCUGCUCAAAACCGGUAAUGAAGCAUCCGUGGAUCGCUUGAUGAAGCAGAUCAGUGGCUUCAUGGCCGACAUCACCGACGAGUUCAAGAUCACUAUCGUUGAGGCUAUCCGCACCCUAUGCAUCAAGUUCCCUAGCAAGCAGGCUGGCAUGCUCACAUUUCUUUCGGGCGUGCUCAGAGACGAAGGUGGCUACGAGUUCAAGAAGACGGUGGUUGAGAGUAUGUUCGACCUCAUAAAGUUCGUUCCGGAGAGCCGAGAGGAGGCGCUUGCACACCUGUGCGAGUUCAUUGAGGACUGCGAAUUUACGAAGCUCGCCGUUCGGGUUCUACAUCUCCUCGGUACCGAAGGCCCCAAGACCGCCCAGCCAACGAAGUACAUCCGCUACAUCUACAAUCGUGUUGUCCUCGAGAACGCCAUUGUUCGUGCAGCCGCCGUUACGGCGCUCGCCAAGUUCGGAGUCUCCGCGAAGGACGGCGCCAAGGUGGAUCCGGAGGUCAAGAGGAGUGUUGUUGUGCUUCUCACCCGAUGCCUUGAUGAUCCCGAUGAUGAGGUCCGUGACCGCGCAGCCCUCAACUUGCGGUUGAUCAAGAACGAGGAACAAGAGGUUGCGGAGAAAUUCAUUAAGAACGAGUCUCUCUACUCCUUGCCAAUCUUCGAGCAUCAGCUCAUCAUGUACGUCACUGGCGAGCAAUCCACUUUCUCGAAGCCCUUCGAUCUCGCCUCUGUUCCGAUCGUCAGCCGGGAACAGGCAUACGCGGAGGAACGGAACCAGAAGCUUUCUGCCGACAUGCCGACACUCAAGGCACCUUCCACGGGCCCAUCACGGCCUGCCGCCGGUGCAUCUGCUGCACCCAAUGCUGGCGCCUCUUCGGUCUUCGCAAACACUCAAAAGUAUGCGGAGCAGCUUGCCCUCGUACCGGAACUCAGCGCGUAUGGAGCUUUGUUGAAAUCUUCCUUGGAGGCGGAACUUACCGAGUCUGAAACCGAAUAUGUUGUUUCCGUGGUUAAGCACAUCUUCAAGGAUAACUUAGUCCUGCAGUUCCACGUCAAGAACACUCUCAGCGAUACUCUUCUGGAAGACAUCUCGAUGAUCACCACGGCAACCGACGAGGAGGAGGAGUCACAGCUGGUAGAGGAUUUCAUCAUCCCUAUCCCUAAACUUGCGCACGAUGAGGUGGGCACGAUCUGGGUCAGCUUUAAGACCUCUUCGGAAGGAUACGCGACGGGCAAUUUCACCAACGUACUUAAGUUUACAAGCAAGGAGAUCGACCCGACAAGCGGAGAGCCGGAAGAGUCUGGCUACGAAGAUGAGUACCAGGUUGAGGAUCUGGAGCUGGUGGCUGCGGAUUACCUGGUUCCUGCGUUUGCCGGAAGCUGGGACGAUGUGUGGGAGCAGGUUGGAGCCGCCGGUGAAGAGGCUACAGAGUCGUAUGCGCUCGGCAAGGAGCUGAAGAGCAUUCAGGAGGCGGUGGAGCUUCUCUGCAAACAGCUAUACAUGCAGCCCCUCGCCGGCAGCGACGUGGCGAUGAACAACACGACACACCAACUGAAGCUUUUUGGCAAGACUGUCGGUGGAGGUCGCGUCGUGGCCCGCAUACAGAUGGCGUACUCGGCCAAGGAUGGCGUCGCAUUGAAGGCGGUCGUCAGAGCGGAGGAGGAGGGGAUCGCGGCGAUGGUGGUCGGCGGCAUCGCGUAAUGUUUGCACUGUCAAUUUUAGAUAUUGUCGGAAAGAUGUGCAUGGUCGAUGGGUGGGCAAGAUGUGUUUAUGUUGUUUGUUCUUUGCUUGCAAGUUUCAAUAUUCCGUUUCUGCUUGUGCGAUUCUGCGAUGAAUACUACGGUGAAGCGUAUCCAUACUGGGAGUCGUGAUUUUGUGAGGCGUGCCACUGGGAUUUAACAUGGGUCCCGAAGGG
This is a messenger RNA of Tricharina praecox, 3271 nucleotides long. RefSeq names its product adaptin N terminal region-domain-containing protein. NCBI's taxonomy places the organism in Eukaryota, Fungi, Ascomycota, Pezizomycetes, Pezizales, Pyronemataceae. Gene Ontology annotation, molecular function: structural molecule activity. The record is from RefSeq and is a predicted model, not a curated record. Gene Ontology annotation, cellular component: endoplasmic reticulum; Golgi membrane; COPI vesicle coat. The transcript has 5 exons. Gene Ontology annotation, biological process: intracellular protein transport; endoplasmic reticulum to Golgi vesicle-mediated transport; intra-Golgi vesicle-mediated transport. The coding region runs from base 259 to 3057 and encodes 932 amino acids.